AUGAGUCAGACAGCCUCGAGGAUACAUGACCACGAAGUCGUUGUUUAUGGUUCAUCGAUUACUGUUGCUACUAAUGGAACUAAAUUUCUCGAAGAAUGGGGCGUCGAGACAGUUGCUAGAAGAGAUACUGUUAAACAAAAAUUAAUUAUGCACAAUUGGAAAGAUAGUACAAUCAACGAUAUUUAUGAUUUGAACGAUUAUACGAAACCAUGGCGUUAUGUUUACAAUUUAUUUCAUCGUAUUGAUCUUCACGAGCAAUUACAGAACAGAGCAAAAACUUGA
This is a messenger RNA of Adineta ricciae, 282 nucleotides long. The record is from the annotation of a GenBank genome assembly. NCBI's taxonomy places the organism in Eukaryota, Metazoa, Rotifera, Eurotatoria, Adinetida, Adinetidae.